UUUUGCUGAAACCAUAGGAAUGCGACACACUUUGUAUUUACAGACCAAAGAUACAGCACUUUUAUGUAUAAAUACAUAUCCAUAUAUUUGAAACGCCAACAGUCGUUAUCUGUCACCGGGUCCGCUUCAGGCUUCUUCUUUUUUUUUUAAUGACGACGUAACGACGGUUUAAUUUCUUUCACGGAAACAACUUUGUUGCUGCAGGGAGUCUGUUUUUUUUCUCCUUCGUCCUCCGCUGCGUUUCCCACAUGAGAUCAGGUGGAUAGUGUGUUACCGUACCUGUGACUAAAAGUCUGAUGCUAGGCUGCAGCUGCCACAGCCGCCAUCAUGUUCACCAAAAAGAAGAAGUCUCGUAUCCAGAUCUCCGCUCCAUCCAACUUUGAGCAUCGCGUACAUACAGACUUUGACGAGCAUGAGCAGAAGUUUGUUGGGUUGCCACGGCAAUGGCAGUCGCUCAUCGAAGACACAGCCAAAAGGCCCAAACCCUUCAUCGACGUGACUGUCAUCACUACUGUAGAGCCACGCAAGACAAUUGUACGAGGCAGCAAGCUUGGAGUGGAUGGCUCUCUGACCUGGCUGUUGGAUGAGUUUGACACAAUGUCUGUGACUCGCUCCAACUCCCUGCGACGAGGCAGCCCUCCCAUCCAGCCUCGCAAGGACUCUAGCUCUUCAGGAGGAGGAGGGCAGGAGAACGGAGAUCCUCACCACAGACACUACUCACUCUCAGACAGAGACCGACCCAGACCAGACCUCCACCAGAGUGGAGGGGACCCCCGCCAGAGUCAGCAUGAGCGCCGUCCUCCUCAGUGGGACGAGGCAGUCCAGGGUCGGCCCCAGCAGCAGCCCCGGGGCCAAGAGCCCAGCAGGGCCCACAAGGACAGACCAGGCUCCGGCCCACCGCCUCCCCCUCACAGAGACAGAGAGCAUCGUGACCGGGGCCAGGUGGAUCAACCUAGUGACCACAGGCCAAAGUCCAGCUACAUUGUGCGGGAUGGCAGCCCUCAGUCUCCCAGGGACAAGAGGCCUCUCUCUGGGCCCAACAUCCGCACCCCAAACCUGCCGGUAACAGAGGGGGUGAUGAAGACUGCCCAACAGACCACGCGGCCGUUUAACACCUACCCAAGGACGGACAGCGAGGGAGGACGCAGUCCCACAGGACAGCCGGUUCGACACCAUGAAUCCUCCCCUCAAAACGGGCCCUCUAGUGGCUCCGCCCCAGGUUCCUCCAGCUCCAAGCCCCCUGUAAGCCACCCACACCCUCAUCACACUUCCCACCCCAGCCUGACCCCUGAGGCCACACAGCACCCACACACCCCUCACCCCAGCGUUCCAGCCCCGAGACCCCCUGUGCCCUCUGGGCCCCCAGCGCCAGGUGCGCCGACCCAGGGCCGCUCACCGCAGAGGGAGCCCCAGAGGGUUUCCCAUGAGCAGUUCAGAGCAGCACUACAGAUGGUGGUGGAUCCUGGGGAUCCACGGACCUACCUGGACCACUACAUUAAGAUAGGGGAGGGGUCCACGGGGAUCGUGUGUAUCGCCACAGUAAAGACCACCGGGAAACUGGUCGCUGUGAAGAAGAUGGACCUGAGGAAACAACAGCGCAGAGAACUCCUCUUCAACGAGGUUGUGAUCAUGCGGGACUAUCACCAUGAGAACGUGGUGGAGAUGUACAACAGCUACUUGGUGGGAGACGAGCUCUGGGUCGUCAUGGAGUUCCUGGAGGGAGGAGCUCUCACUGACAUCGUGACACACACCAGGAUGAACGAGGAGCAGAUCGCCACGGUGUGUCUGUCUGUCCUGAAGGCGUUGUCUGUCCUCCACACACAGGGUGUGAUCCACAGAGACAUCAAGAGUGACUCCAUCCUUCUCACUCACGAUGGCCGCGUGAAGCUGUCGGACUUUGGUUUCUGUGCCCAGGUGUCUAAGGAAGUACAAAGAAGGAAGUCUCUGGUGGGAACACCAUAUUGGAUGGCACCAGAGCUCAUAUCCAGACUGCCUUAUGGACCAGAGGUGGACAUCUGGUCUCUGGGUAUCAUGGUAAUAGAGAUGGUGGACGGGGAGCCGCCGUACUUCAACGAGCCGCCGCUCAAAGCCAUGAAAAUGAUCCGAGACAACCUGCCUCCCAAACUGAAGAACCUGCACAAGGUUUCCCCUCUGCUCAAGGGCUUCCUGGACAGGAUGUUGGUGCGGGACCCGGCUCAGAGGGCCUCGGCCAGCGAGCUUCUUAAACACCCCUUCCUGACGAAGGCGGGUCCGCCGUCAUGCAUCGUCCCACUGAUGAGGCAGAACAGGAUGAGAUGAGACACGUAACAAUAAAAUCUCCAGACUGUGGAGGGCAGCGUGUGCAGGUUCAGAUGGAAUAGAAUACUCCUGCACACAGAGAGGCGGCCCAAAGAGGUCAGAGGUCAUAGAUGAGAGGUGUGUGUGUGUGUGCGCUUCGGGCGAAACUCUCAGAAAGAGCUGUGAGCUGCAAAGUGCGAACCGGGUGUGCAGGAGUAUUCUUUUUUUCUUAUGUGAAUCACUGAACUCUGGGGAGUGUUCUCCCUUAAUAAGAGGCAAUAAGUGUGUGUGUGUGUGUGUGUGUGUGUGUGUGUGUGUGUGUGUGUGUGUGUGUG
Molecule: messenger RNA, 2612 nt
Organism: Perca flavescens (yellow perch)
Lineage: Eukaryota; Metazoa; Chordata; Actinopteri; Perciformes; Percidae
Gene: pak4
Product: p21 protein (Cdc42/Rac)-activated kinase 4
Exons: 11
Coding region: 328-2298 (656 amino acids)
Biological process (GO): protein phosphorylation
Molecular function (GO): ATP binding; protein serine/threonine kinase activity
Source: RefSeq, a predicted model, not a curated record